Molecule: messenger RNA, 1824 nt
Organism: Pollicipes pollicipes
Lineage: Eukaryota; Metazoa; Arthropoda; Thecostraca; Pollicipedomorpha; Pollicipedidae
Product: regulation of nuclear pre-mRNA domain-containing protein 2
Exons: 13
Coding region: 85-1824 (579 amino acids)
Biological process (GO): mRNA 3'-end processing
Molecular function (GO): RNA polymerase II complex binding
Source: RefSeq, a predicted model, not a curated record
GCGGCGGCCCGUGAGUGGUGCGGCACCAGCGAGGUGCGGGCGAGACCGGGGCGUGCCGAGAGCCGCCGCCCGGGCGGCCCGGUGAUGGUGAUGAGUGCCUUCAGCCAGCUGGACCUGGAGAAGCGGCUCUCGCAGCUUAAGGACACGGCCGAGAGCAUCCAGACGCUGUCCGCCUGGUGUCUGAAGCACAAACACCAGCACCGGCGCAUUGUGAACAGCUGGUUCAAGAUCAUCAAGCGAGCCAAAGUGCAGCAGCGGCUGCCGCUGUUCUACCUGGCCAACGAUGUCAUCCAGUACAGCAAGCGGAAGAGCCUGGACUUUGUGCCGUCAUUCCAGACGGUGCUGGAGGGCGCCAUGCCGCUCGUCAGGGACGAGAAGCUUCGGCCGGCUAUCACGCGCAUCCUGAAGAUCUGGGACGACCGCGGCAUCUUCCCGCAGGAGUUCAUCGCCACGCUCACCAACGUCGUUAGCAACGUCAGCAAGGCGGACACCAAGGAGAACGCCCAGAUCCUCUCCGACUUCAGGACCAGCGACCUGAUCAAGCACGUGCGGGAGGUGGACGAGACCGAGAAGGAAACGGACAAACGACUCAAGGCCAUCAACGACGGCGAGUUCCACGUCUCGGACACGGCCAUCGAGGAGCUGCGAGCCAAUGUCAAGUCGCGUUCGCAGUCGAAGCUGUUCGUCAGCGAGCUGGAGGAGGGCAUCCGCGCCGUGGAGCGGUACGUGUCGGCGCUGGACCGCGAGAUCCAACAGCGCGCCGAGCUCAUCGAGCAGCUGGAGCGCAGCGAGAUCUACUACGAGACGCAGCGCAACGACGCCAAGGUGGUGGCCGUGGCAUACAAGAACUUCAGCAAGCGGGUGCGGGAGAUGAAGAAGAAGGUGGAGGAGGGGCUGCCCGACCUCCCGGACGUGUCGCCGGUGCCGUCGCCAGACAUCAACGCGCCCUCACCGACCAACUCGGACGACGGUCUGCAGCUGCCCGACGACGCCGGGAGCAGCGACAAGACGGACCCGCGGUCGGAGAUCGAGCGUCUUCUCGGCAGCUGGACGUCCGGCAACACGUCCAACAGUCCCAAGUCGACAGGCGCGCCGGAGAACGGCGCCCCGUCCGGCUCCAGCAUCACGGUGGUGACGGGUGUGCAGCAGGGCGGCACCGUGUCGGCGCGCGACACGCCGCUCGAGGACGAUCACGACUAUGAGGACGACUACGAGGCGGGCCCGUCCGGUGGCCAGCUGUCCGACUUCAUGCGGCUGAUCGGGCAGAAGCUGCAGCCGUCGGUGGCCGACUCGGACCACCGGCUGUGGGAUCGCAGUGUGGACGACUUCAUCUCGCAGGCGGAGGCGGACGAGCCGAGCCUCUCGAGCUGGUCGUCGAGCGUCGGCUCGCCUGAGCCGGAGGAGGGCCGUAGCGAGCGGCACCGCAGUCGUGAGCACCGCAAGAAGCGCCGCCGCCGCGACAGCGCCGGCCACCGGCACAAGAAGGAGCGGCACCACUCGGCCAGCCGCACCGGCAAGGCCAAGAAGAGGCGCUCGUCGGAGCGCGAGAAGGAGCGCCCGCGCGACAAGGACCGCGAGAAGGGACGCUCGCGCGACCGCGACAGGGAGCGCGAGCGCGAGAAGGAGCGCUCGCGAGAGGAGCGCGAGAAGGGCCGCUCGCGCGACCACGGUCGCUCGCGCUCGCGUUCCAGGGAGCGCGACCGCAGCGAGGGCCGGCGCCGGAGCGGCGGCGGCGGCUUCGACUACAGCCAGGUGGGUGCCGGCGCGCACAAGGCGGGCGGCAGCGGUGCGACGCACCGCGACAGAGGCAGUCGGCGUUGGUAA